GUUUUUCCGAAAAUAGAAGUCGUGUAUUUAGAAGAGUUUGAAUUGGAUUAAGACUGACACGGAUCUGAUUCAUUCAAACCCUUUCAAACCCAUUAAGGGAUUUUUAAUUAGAAAAAAUAAAUGCACUUAAUAGCCUAAGGUUUGAACCAUUCAGAUUUAGACCUCCAUUAAGUGCAAACAAAUGAGGUCUUACUCUAUUAUAGUAUAAAUACUACAUUAUGUCAUUUUAUUAGGUAAAUUAUGUUGGAUGAUAUGAAUAUUCACUUGAAUAGUGAUGCUCUUGAAAGAGUUGGGGCUUAAAGUCAAUUGUUGCUUGAUGUUAUUUGAUAGAUUGCUUGCAAGAGGAAAUCAUUCCCCUUAAGGGUUCAUCAUAUAGGUUAGAUGCUUGAGUUGGUUCCAUUAAUUGUAGGUUUUAGCUUUCUAUAGCUAAUGUUGCCAAUAAUUCUUAUCGUGUGUCUUGCUUUUAAUGUUUACCUGUGGCAUACAUUAGAGCGAUUAAAGACAUGUAUGAUGGAGCUAAGACCAGGGUAAGGACGGUAGGGGGGGACUCGGAGCACUUUCCUGUUACGAUGGGGUUGCACCAGGGAUCGACUCUUAGCCCGUUUCUAUUCGCCCUGGUGAUGGAUCAAUUGACAAGACAAAUACAAGGUGAGGUGCCUUGGUGUAUGUUGUUCGCGGAUGACAUAGUCCUGAUUGACGAGACUCACAACGGAGUUAACGACAAGCUGGAGGGCUGGAGACAGACGUUGGAGUCUAAAGGAUUUAAAUUGAGUAGGACCAAGACAGAAUACUUGGAGUGCAAUUUCAGUAGCCUGCCGCGUGAGGCUGACGGGGAAGUGAGGCUUGGUACCCAGGCCAUUCAAAAGAAAAGAAGCUUCAAGUACCUUGGGUCUAUUAUACAGGAAGAUGGAGAUAUCGACGACGAUGUUUCACACCGCAUCGGUGCAGGGUGGAUGAAAUGGAGGCUCGCCUCCGGAGUGCUGUGUGACAAGAAAGUGCCACCAAAACUCAAAGGCAAGUUCUACAAUGUGGUGGUUAGACCGACCUUAUUGUACGGGGUGGAGUGUUGGCCAAUCAAGAAACUUCAUGUUCAGAAGAUGAGAGUCGCGGAAAUGCGAAUGCUGCGGUGGAUGUGUGGGCACACUAGGAUGGAUAGAAUUAGGAAUGAAGAUAUCCGAGACAAGGUGGGAGUGGCAUCGGUGGAGGACAAGAUGCGGGAAGCGAGACUGAGAUGGUUUGGGCAUGUGAAGAGGAGAGACACAGAUGCUCCAGUGCGGAGGUGCGAGAGGUUGGCUAUGGACGGUUUCAGGAGGGGCAAAGGGAGGCCGAAGAAAUAUUGGGAAGAGGUCAUUAGACAUGAUAUGGCACAGUUGCAGCUCUCCGAGGACAUGACCUUAGAUAGGAGGCUAUGGAGGACUCAGACUAAGAUAGUGGGCUAGGUGGCCUAUCGGUUCUCCAUAGUAAUCGUAGUCGCGCUCAUUUGCCUUAACAUAUGAUUUUGCAUGGGAUUACUGCUUAUAUUAGUUGGCCAAGUUUACUUUGGGUAUCCUAUUUUAUCUAUAGUAGGUAAUGCUCCUUUAUUCCCGAUCUUUCCUACCUUGACUUUAUCGCUUUAUCGCUCUCAUUAUUCAUAUCUUUAUAUUGUCUGCUAUAUGCCUGGCUUUACUGACCUAUGUCUUGUUUCCCUUGUUUCUCCUUCCUUGUUCUUCUCUCUUAAGCCGAGGGUCUUUCGAAAACAGCCGCCCUACCUUUUAAGGUGGGGGUUAGGUCUGCGUACACUCUACCCUCCCCAGACCCCACAUGGUGGAAUUACACUGGGUUUGUUGUUGUUGUUGUUGUUGAUCUUUUGUUAAUUUGUUGUUUCUUGUUCGUUUGUUUCCCGCAUCUCGAUAUUGUAUCAUUUGAUAUCAAAGUUUGGGAUAGAAUUUUUCUCACAGAUCUAGUCUUGGAUUGAAAAAAAGUCUUUAUUAACCUUGUUCUUUACUCCCGUUGUUAGAUCUGUGCAGCAUUAUUGGGCUUUUUGAAUUUCCUUUAAGAAUAAUUGUUAAUCCUAUUAUUUAACUGAAUUAGAGCAAUCGGAUUUGAACAAGAACAUUGGUAUAC
This is a messenger RNA of Solanum dulcamara, 2103 nucleotides long. RefSeq lists its product as uncharacterized. The record is from RefSeq and is a predicted model, not a curated record. NCBI's taxonomy places the organism in Eukaryota, Viridiplantae, Streptophyta, Magnoliopsida, Solanales, Solanaceae. The transcript has a single exon. Bases 504 to 1439 code for a protein of 311 amino acids.